GGGAUAUAUUACUAGUAUUAAAGUGACUAAAACGUGGUAUGAAAAUGACUCAUAUAUACUAGCUGAUCAAGCCAAACAAGUUUUGUACAUGAACGAUCCUAAAUUAGGACGUGACUGGAGAGUUGUGCAACCAUUUCAACAUAGACAUAUAUAUGAUGUGCCAGAGAGACAGGACGAAGUGAUAAAUGUUGAUGAUGAUUCUUCGAUGGAAGACGAAGUGUAUCAAGAGAUUGAAAUUAACGAUACAUUUGAAGUUAUCCAAAAUGAUAUACAAUCCUUACAUAGAGAGGAUAUACAAUCUGAAGACGAUGAGGAAACAUUCAUUUCAAACGAAUCAGUUGUAUCACGUGCAGUUGAUAUCGAUGAUGCCCAUGAAGAAGAUUUAGAUGACACUCCAAUUGAUAGUACUGAAUCCUCCCAACAAAGUACUAGUACUGGUUCUGAGUUUGAAAGUGACGAUUCUGAUGGAUAAUUUGAUGUUGCUUGCUAUUCUCAAUGAAAUGUGGAAUCCUUGCUCAGGAAUCAUGACAGCUUCUUCUAGACGACAUCUCAGCAAUUGUCUUGAUGUGAUGCUCGUUCCUACACUGCUCUUCAAGUCUCACAUAAAUUUUGUUGAGAAGAGAAGUUGCUCUGAAUAUGCAGAAUGGUUGGUGGGAGAGUUCUGAAUAUAGGAUUUUAUUAAACUUCGUUCAUGUAGUUUUUAAUGUUAAUCUGUAUGCAAAUUUUAAUAUCUCAUGACCUAUUUUAUUCUCUGUUUCACAAAGUUUGAAAAUACUUAGUUUGUUCAGAAGGAUGAAUAGCAGGAGCUUGAACAAGUUGAAUAUUAAACUUUCUUUGAGGUUGACUGUGAACUGAUGUUGUC
Molecule: messenger RNA, 862 nt
Organism: Cuscuta epithymum
Lineage: Eukaryota; Viridiplantae; Streptophyta; Magnoliopsida; Solanales; Convolvulaceae
Source: the annotation of a GenBank genome assembly